Molecule: messenger RNA, 732 nt
Organism: Ictalurus furcatus (blue catfish)
Lineage: Eukaryota; Metazoa; Chordata; Actinopteri; Siluriformes; Ictaluridae
Gene: atp5mc3b
Product: ATP synthase membrane subunit c locus 3b
Exons: 5
Coding region: 115-537 (140 amino acids)
Biological process (GO): proton motive force-driven ATP synthesis; proton transmembrane transport
Molecular function (GO): proton transmembrane transporter activity
Source: RefSeq, a predicted model, not a curated record
UGCGCAGUGGGUCCUCAGCGGUACGACCUCUGCAGCCGGGUAAGUGAAGGAGAGCUGAGCGGAAGUCUCACGAUCUGAUACGGGUUCGAGUGGAUUGAAGCGAUCAGAUACAAAAUGUACGCCUGCGCUAAAUUCGUGUCCUCCUCUGCACUGGUCCGCUCUGGGUCGAGGGUGCUGUACAGACCCCUCUCUGCCUCCGUGCUGUCCAGGCCAGAUGGCAAGUCUGCAGAGGCCUGCCCCGUCCUCCUGCCACAGAGCGCCGUAUCCCAGGUCGCACUGAGGGGCUUCCAGACCAGCGCAGUGAGCCGUGACAUUGACACAGCCGCCAAGUUCAUCGGCGCCGGAGCUGCCACAGUUGGAGUGGCUGGAUCAGGAGCUGGAAUCGGGACUGUGUUCGGAAGCCUGAUCAUCGGAUAUGCCAGGAACCCGUCUCUGAAGCAGCAGCUGUUCUCCUACGCCAUCCUGGGGUUCGCUCUGUCCGAGGCCAUGGGGCUGUUCUGUUUGAUGGUCGCUUUCCUCAUCCUGUUCGCCAUGUAAAGUCUGCGCCGUCUUCCCCCGGGCUGUGACGACCCUCCGAGUCUCGUCUGAGAGUUGUGUGUCGGUGUCAUGACAGUUGUACAUUUUUUCCAGGUUUUUGUUGUGGAUGGCUGACAGACUAAAUGGAAGAGCAUGUAUUGUAAAAAUGUAUUCAAUUACAGAAUUAAAAUACAUGUAUUUCACUAUUUAAAACAA